This is a messenger RNA of Panthera uncia (snow leopard), 9616 nucleotides long. RefSeq names its product QKI, KH domain containing RNA binding (gene QKI). Lineage: Eukaryota; Metazoa; Chordata; Mammalia; Carnivora; Felidae. Bases 2466 to 3323 code for a protein of 285 amino acids. Gene Ontology annotation, biological process: regulation of mRNA splicing, via spliceosome. Gene Ontology annotation, molecular function: mRNA binding. The transcript has 7 exons. The record is from RefSeq and is a predicted model, not a curated record. Gene Ontology annotation, cellular component: nucleus.
UUAUUGUAUCUUUAUGUAUUUUUAAUUUAAUCAUUUUAUGUGAAUUUUCUUAUAAUUGAUUCUCUUGGUUUAUCUAAGUUUGAUAAAUUUGUUUACCUGGAAUUAAUGUUGUUUUCUUUUUUAGUCUUUUGUAUUACUAUGGUUAUAGGAUUUUAAUAUUGAAUUCUUCUUGUAUUCAUGGUAUAAAUUCCACUUCCUUGGUGCAUUAUUUAUUUAAUAUGCUCCCCUAUUCAUUUAGGAUGUUUAUAUUUAUAUUUGUAAGCACAUUUUAUCUAUAGUUUUCUUUUAUGCUGUUGUCAGGAUUUUUAUAUCAGUGUUACUACCAUCGUAACAAGAAUUCGGCAGUUUCUGAAGAGGAAAUUUAAAUGUAACAAAUUAAUAUUGAAAGUGCUUUUAUAUAGAGACCUGGACUAAAGGAUAUAUGCACACUUUUAAUUGAAUUUCCCUAAUGUCCUUUGGUUAAUUACUUGCUGUAAUUAUGUAAUUAUGUAAACAUUUAUGUUUAAAUUAUUACUUAGUGGUUGAAAACUUGAUUGGAGAAUUGCUGUUGCAUGCUGAUAUAAAGUCAACACUAGUUUGAUACUGGACAUGUUUAGUAGGAAAGAUUCAUUAUUAUAAUAGAAAUACACAAAAAGAACUUACAGAGUGAAGUCUUGGUUUUAUAAUGUAGUUAAAUCCAAGGUGCAUUCUUUUGAUUUUUAAAAAAUUUCAUUUGCUAUUCAGAGACGCACAUUUGGUAAGCUUUGACAAGCAAAUUGUUACCUCAGAGAUAAGAUGGUUAUAAAAUGAAUGUUGCCAUCAUUGAAGCAGAAAAUGUAUUGUAAUACAGUAUUUUCACUGAUUUAAGACUAUAUAACCGGGUAAGAACACCUUUGAUCAUGCCUUUUUGGUAUGGUGGGUUUUAUUUAACAAAGAGAUAUAAAUAACUAGUUAUGAAAAUUAAAGUGUUGUACAUUCAUAUUUCAUAGUUCCUUAAUCGCAACAGAUUGAAAUUCCAUGUUUGGAAGGUAUACAAAAUACAUUAUAAAAAUAAAGCCCAUUUUACCUUUAAAUUGUAAUGGACACAAGCCUUUUCCCCCCUUUCUGUAGCAUGGAGAGACAUUUAUAGAGGCAUCCAGCUAAUUUAGUAGUGACAACCCUUAUUAGACGGUAUGUUCCGAUGGGCAGGGCCUGUCCUCUAACACGUCGUCUUGGAAACUUAAUGAAGAAUUCUUGAAAGAAUUGAUUUCUUUGUUCAAGUCUUGAUUCAUUUAAGUAGAUUUCUUACACUUUUUCUUAUAAGAAAUAUAUUUAUGUCUGGGAACUUUUUAAAAGGUCAUUGACCAGGGUGUCUGGUUGGCUUGGUCGGUUAAGUGUCUGACUCUUGAUUUUUGUCUCAGGUCAUGAUCUUACAGUUUGUGGGUUCAAGCCCUGCAUUGGGCUCUCGGCUGACAGUGCAGAGCCUGCUUGGGAUUCUCUCUCUGCCCCUCCCCCACUUGUGUGCACGUGCUUGUGCUUGCGUGCACGCGUUCCCUCGCACUGUCUCCCAAACUCUUUUUAAAGUCAUUGACCCUAGGUAUUUCUGCUUUCUUUCUUAUAUUUCAGUCAUUAAUGCAAUGUAGUUUGAUCUCUUUUAACCAUCUUUUCCUUGAAACUUCUCUGAUCACCAGUGGCUUAGUGGUCAAAUUCAAAGUACCCUAUUUUGCUCUUUACCUUAUUACUAUGUUUUUGUGGCAUUUGACACUAUUGAUCACCUUGUCCUUGGUUCUGUUAUUCUUCAGCUUCUUUGACACCUCUCUUCUUACUUCUAUUCACCUCCAGUUCUUGGUUUGGAUCUCUCUUCUUUACUCCUUAAAUGUUGCUUUUCCUAGGAUUCGGUCCUUUCUUCUCCCUAUAUCCUCUCUAAGACAUCUCUUCUAUUCCUAUAGCCUUAACUAACAUUUGUGUAUCAAUCUAGACUUCUGAACUUAAAAUCUGUGUUAUCUACUGGACGUGUGUUUAUCCAGAUACCUAAAAUAGCUAAGGAAGUAGUCCAGUUUAAAUCUCAUUCAGACGGAUUAGUUCUGAAGUAUAAAAGAGCCUUUGGUAUUAGUUUUGUGUGAUAGACAUUCUUAUUUGACUAAAGUUCUCAUUUGGAAUGAAUGGCCUCAUUUAGGUAUGGAGAAAUUAGGUAAAAUAACAGGUUUAUCUCAUAGUGGUUAAGAGCGUGGGCUCCGAAGUUAAUUUAAAUAAAAUAUAUUAUUUCGUUGAUACAAAUUUGAUUCCUGGUAACAAUUAAUUAAAGCUAUAGUACUGUUAAACAUAGACUUAAUCCAGGAAAUGAUAGAAUAGGUUAACAGUUCUUUACUCUUUAACACCUUAUCAAUGAAACCCCUCCCUACCUUCUUUUUUUAAUUUUUUUUUUUCCUGGACUAGCAAGAAUAUUUUUUUGUCUAACACAUUUAAAAUUUUUACUUUUAACAGAAAUUAGCAGAGUACGGAAAGACAUGUACAAUGACACAUUAAAUGGCAGUACAGAGAAAAGGAGUGCAGAAUUGCCUGACGCUGUGGGACCUAUUGUUCAGUUACAAGAGAAACUUUAUGUGCCUGUAAAAGAAUAUCCAGAUUUUAAUUUUGUUGGAAGAAUCCUUGGACCUAGAGGACUUACUGCUAAACAACUUGAAGCAGAAACAGGAUGUAAAAUAAUGGUCCGAGGCAAAGGCUCAAUGAGGGAUAAAAAGAAGGAGGAGCAGAAUAGAGGCAAGCCUAAUUGGGAGCAUCUCAAUGAAGACUUACAUGUCUUGAUCACUGUGGAAGAUGCUCAGAACAGAGCAGAGAUCAAACUGAAGAGAGCCGUUGAAGAAGUGAAGAAAUUACUGGUACCUGCAGCCGAGGGGGAAGACAGCCUGAAGAAGAUGCAACUGAUGGAGCUUGCAAUUCUGAACGGCACCUACCGGGACGCCAACGUCAAAUCACCCCUUGCCUUUUCUCUUGCAGCGACAGCCCAGGCUGCUCCGAGGAUUAUCACUGGGCCUGCGCCUGUUCUCCCACCAGCUGCCCUGCGUACUCCUACGCCAGCUGGCCCUACCAUAAUGCCUUUGAUCAGACAAAUACAGACCGCUGUCAUGCCAAACGGAACUCCUCACCCAACUGCUGCAAUAGUUCCUCCGGGGCCCGAGGCUGGUUUAAUCUACACACCCUACGAGUACCCCUACACGCUGGCGCCAGCUACAUCAAUCCUUGAGUAUCCUAUUGAACCUAGUGGUGUAUUAGGUGCGGUGGCUACUAAAGUUCGAAGGCACGAUAUGCGAGUCCAUCCUUACCAAAGGAUUGUGACCGCAGACCGAGCCGCCACCGGCAACUAACCUAUGACCUUCUGACCUCUGAACUCUUCACCCAAUGAUGACCUGACCAUGCCUGCCUGCUGAUCAGUUAACUGGUAAUCGCCUUUGCUUGCCUGUCGUCAGUGCAGCGAGCUGAGGCACUUGUCCGUUCGUCUUACCAUCUAACCAAACAAAAGACAAAGAAAUUGUUGUCCUCCGACUCAGCUUUUGGUUUUUCUUUCUGUUUGGGUGAAAGUGGUUCUAGAACCUGCACUGAAUAGUAGUAAAGCAAUAAGGCCCAAUUCAUCCCACAGCACUGAUCAUCUUUUCACGUCCUACCCUAAGCGAACGGUAAGAAGGCCUCACUUCAGAAGGGGAGACAGAUGGCCCUUAACUACUCAGUGACAGAGGCAGUUACUGUGAGAGACUUGUAGGAACCUUCUUCUCAUAGCGAGCACAGCUCUCUGAAUGUACCGUGUGAUGAUGCAUCAUGCAUGGACCUUUGGUCAGGGACGCCAUUGGUGAAGUGACUUCAAAAAGUAUUCAAAAUUUGAUACGCUGUUUAGUCACUACAGUGCCCUCAAAGGGCAGAAGUUGCAGCCUUUUUUAUAUUGCCUGCCAAAAUUGGAAGUAUUAGCAGUGUGCCAUGAGAGAUCAGCCUGACAAGGAAUUUUGAGAAGUAAUGCAAAGAACAAAAACUGCAACACUAUUUUUAAAAAGAUAAAUAUCUGAGUUAAAAUUACUGAACCUUUAUUUUACAACCUCCUUUAAAAAAUAUACGAGAACAAGGUACAUGCAUUAUGUGUCACAUUACUGGGCAAACUGUUCAAAUAUUUUUUUUAAACCUCCCUGUAUAGAAAAAAACAAAAAUCAUUAAGGAUGUAAAAGCCAUGCUUGCCUAUUUGCUGUAUACAUGUAAUGAAAUUGUAGAUAAAAGUGUAGUGCAUUGAAACAAAUGAACAAAAAGUAGAUACUUUUACUAUACAAGGGUGCUGGUGCAGAAAAAAAUAUAUAUAUUUUUGGAAAUGUAGCAUUUUAUACUUUCAAGUGUUAUAAAAAAAAAAAAAGAAAAAGAACAAAGAAACCCUUUAUUUCAUUAAAUGAUUUUUUCUGGUGGUUGUCAAGAAACAAAAGACCAAAAGAGCCUUUUUGUCUUUCUUUUUUAUUUUUUAAGUAUUGGAAUAAGUCUAAAGAAAAGAAAGUGCCUUAUUUUCCUUCAUGGUCAUUUAGUCAAGUGUCUUGUAAGAUCAGCUCCUCCCUCAGAAUACAAGUUAAUGCAUGUUUACUCAGUCGCCCGCCCAGUAUGUGAAAGAAGAUUUGAGGGGAGACCAAUGAGUUGAUGGUUUGAAUUAUAUGAUUUUUGCCACGUACCUUGAUACAAAUUUGCCAAAUCUGAUACUGUGAAAAAUUUGAUAACUUUUCUAAUGCCUGACGAGUAAGUUUUCAAACAUCAUUCUUUUAAAAUCAUUACUGAGUGCUCUUGGUUACUGUGAUAUUUAAAGUUAGCCCAACAGGUUCUAAGAUGAAACUUAUCUGUGAUUGGAACAUCAAUUUGCAGACAAAAUUAGAACUUUAUUUUAUUCAGAGAAGGAGGGGUGUGCUGAAUUUUUUCUUACUAAAUUGGAGAUAAAUAGUAUUCUUAGACUUUUUCACAAAAAAUGAAUCUUUGUGAUUUUCCUUCAGGAUAACAGUAUUUUUUAAUGGCCCAAAUUUAACCAGACUUCUUUCUACCCUACCCGAUUACUUGGGUGGUCCGUUUCUUUGGUGGCUUUUAGUGACCCAAGCGGCCCCUCCCACCCCCCCCCCGCCCCCCCCCCCCACACACACCUGUUUGUUUGUUUUGACUUUAAAACAACUGGCAUCACUGUGCAUGUAAAUGCUCAACCACAUGUGACUUUAAGCUUCCAGUUUCUCACGAAUUUCAGUUUCGUAGUUGAAACGGUUUGUGCGCAGAGCCCGACCGACCACGUCCGAACACUUGAGUAAAUCGUCCAUAACUGCUCAGUAUCAGAUGUGGCAGAUUUCAAGUGGCAGUGGAUCCCCAGCUCAUCGGCUCACUCCCUCCCGCAUCCCUUCACAGCUUCACAGUCAAAGGUCAGCAGUGAGCUCAGUAAGCACCUUCGUGGUGACCUCCAUCAUCUUGUCUCACUUGGAAACCGUUUUCAGUUCAUUUACUAUGCAAUAGACAUUCAUUGUUUUGUAUUCAGCUAGCGUUGGUUUCUUGUGCCACUGCUUUGUCUUUCUGUUACACAUACAGUCGUUUUGAUUUAUUCACGAUAUAUGCUGUGCCAUUUUGAUUUCUAUCUUGGUUGGUUGGUUGAAUAAAUUUGCGACACUCGAACACUUGAGGUGACAGUAGUUUAAAACCAGUACCAGUAUUUGACCCAGUCUCAUCUCAACUGUGUUACACCUGGACAUUUUAGAUGUUUAUCAAAGGUCUUUUAUGGGGAAGAAAGUAAAUGUAUGGGAUAAAUGUGUGACGUUUAUAAGUAAUGUUGGCUCUGAACAAACUUUUGGAAACUUAGUUGAUAAAAUUUUGGAUCAACUGAAAAAAAAGCAUGACUUUUGAAAUCUCUGAAUGCCUUGGUUCUCAGUAUUAUCAUUCUUUAUUGAAUUUAUUUCUUAUUAAAAUAUGUAGUUUUUAAGACUUCUUUUCUGACAGUAUUAUGUAAUUUUUUAGCGUGGGUAGAUGGGAGUGUCGCUUGUAUGUUACCGUACAGCCGACAUGUAUUUUUGUCAAUUCUUUAUUAUCUUAGUAGUUUCAUGCUGUGUAUGUAUCAUAACCAACCUAUUGCCUAUGAGAAACAUGUAAGAUAAUGUAUUUACAGCCAUUGUUACAAGUUUAUAAUGUAUUUUUCUAUCUUGUUUUAUAUGUAUGUUAUAUAACAUUCAAAAAGAAUUUUUUUCUUGAUUGAGAAAAGGAUACAAAAUGCAGAAUCCACAAUUUUGAUAACUGAAAAUUGCCACUUGUUUUGCAGUACUUUAUUAUAUUGGGUGUCUUGUCUUUCUUGGGCUUUUAGUUUAGCUAAUGAAUGAAUACAUUAGACACUUUUGGGUUUUAGUUGGGAUUUUACAUAGCUUGCAUUUUAAUUCUUUGGUUCUUUGCUGUUUCUAUUAACCCAUAGCAUUAUUUUAAUAAAUGUUAUAAUACCAACCUACUAACUCUGGACUAUGUCUGUUUAUUAACCUUUACGUGUUUAAUAAUUAAAAUAAACAAAUAAAGACAAAAGAAUGUAAAGUCUUGAGUUACUGGACUAACCCUGAAGAACGUGACCACAGAUAACCUAGCGUGACUUGUUUUUAUGUUGUUUGUCAGCCUACAAUUACGCACACUACUGUUAAAAUCGGCUUCGGUUAUUCUGGCCUUUUACCAUGGGGGUAGGUGCCAGUAGAGACGGGAACAAAGUAGCGUUGGUUUGAGGCAGUCUUCUAGUCUUGCCACUUGCCUUUCAGCCUCUUGCAUUACUAAUUCCACACUUUCUUAUUUUUCCUUCUCCAAAAUAAUCCCUGUCUGCUCACAGCAUAAAGAGUAAAGAGACUCAUUGUGAUGAUAUACCCCGAACAACCAGUUUGAUUCUUUGUUGAACCAUUUCUUUCAAUUUCUAUAAGUAGGUGAUUUUUUUGCUUCACAUUAUAAAGCAAAGGAUCUGAUGAGGUUUUGCCUUUCUUCACAUUUGUGUUUUAACUGGACAUUUUUCUUUUAGAAAGUGUUGAACUGUGUUAGCCACUGUUCCCAUUGGGGCAGGGAGGGGUGCUCAACCAGGUAAAAGCCAAAGGUAGAGGAGGUCCGUUCCUUAGGACAGUUUAAAGUGAGCCAUUGGUAAUGACCACGCACCCUGCCUCUCUCCCCUCAUCACCCGUGGUGAGACAGGAGACCGAACGAACCAUUGAGCUCUCCUUGGGCGUGUUCUCUCUCUCUCUCUCUCUCUCUCUCUCUCUCUCUGUCUCCCUCCCUCCCUCCCUCCCUCCCUCUUCCAGAAUACAGCCAGAAUACUCUAUGAAUACAACAAGUUUAGGGAGAAUGACAUCGGCUUAUGAGAAAUCUAAAGAUCAUUUCUUGCAUGCAAGUCGAUUUAAGAUUCAUUAAAUAUCUUCAUGCUUUUCUUGGCUGCAACUUAGGUAAAUUGACCUCCGCUUACAAAUUCUUUAGUUUUAACUCUUGAGGUACAUUUUUAUUUCACAGAUACUGGUUAUUUCCUCUUCUGUGAAACUGUUCUCCUGGAUAAUAAAUUCUCAGGAUGAAUUUUUAUGUUUGUAAAUAAUGGCUUAUUUUUGUAAAUUACAUCUUAUUUAUUUUAAAGUUCUAAAACGUGGGGCUGAAACGAGUUACAUGUUACAAAAGACCUAACUAUACCAAUAUGCUAUUAACCAAUCAGACUGUCAAAGUAUUCCCAUAUUUAUAUAUUCCCAUAGUAUAUAUACAUAAAUUACACAGAUUAGCUGAUUUAGUCAUCCUAGAGGUAGUCCUUUGGAGCAAACAAAUACAGCUCUUUCUCUGAUUUGGCGUGCCGGGGGGGGGGGGGGGGGGGCAGGGUGUAUAUUAUUAUUAGGUAGACAGAGCUUUAAUAGGCUACCAUCUGUAAAAGUUCUUGCCAUACAGUUCACACGUUAUUUUGUAAAAAUUGGAAGAUGUCUGUCAAGCUGCUAAUCUAGAAGUCAUCAUGGUACCACGUCAUUCAAAUUGAUGAAUUUCUCUGCAACUCACUGUCGUUGUCUGAAGCCUAUGAAUGCAGUCUCAUCUCAUUUUCCGUUAAUGGUACUUCAUGUGUACGUAUGUUGUACGGUCACCUUUUAAGUUGGAAAAGUUGUAAAAAACUAUAAAAGGUGAACACAGUAGAAAUCCCAUUUUUUUAUACAAGCUGCAGUAGCAUUAAAAACGAAACUGCCCAAUUCUUGGAACAAUAAAACACUAGAGUCCUUUAUACUAUCAUGUGGCAAAACAACUGAAAGUUAAGCUUUCAGUUGAGAAGUUGGCACAAUUAAUGCACUUAGUAGGUAAGCAUGUUUUUCUUAGGCAAAAUGUCGGGAAGAACGUGGCGCGAGAGGAGAUGCGUACACCCACCCUACCUAGUGCAGUAGCUCUGUCAGAGUAGAGCCCUCCCGGAAGAGCCGUUGAAUCACACUGUCCACAAAGGCAAGAUGUGUAUAUUUAUAUGCCAAACAGGUAGUUAAGGUUUUCUAAACAUACACACGUGCAUACGUACAUACGGACGCUGUACGUUUUCUGGUGCACCGAAAGCAGGCCGUAGGUUUAAAUGAAAUUGCUCACAACCAAAUCAAGAAUCUUUUCUUUCCCAGUGAAGUCUAAUCCUUGCGUAUCACCUACGACAGUUCAGGGUUUCUCCAGGUGUUUUGGCUUUUGUUUGCUUGUUUGGGAUAAAAUGUCUGUCUCUACUCCUUGGUGACAAUGAGCUAUUACAGCAUUUGUAGCAAGUGAGUUUUAGUAGAAUGAAAUGUAUUGCUCAGUUAGAAUCUUUUAUUAAAUAGCAAAAAUUACUCUCAAAACUCCGACUCACAGGCUUUCUAAGAAGUACCUAAGGUCAUUUUUUUAACAUUGUCACAAAUCCCUGAACACCUUUAUUUAAAACAGAAAAAUUGUCUCAUUUUAUAGGCAGAUACUUUUAGAAAUAUUCCUGUGGCACACACAUGUGAUUUCCUGUGUGGUUUCUUUCAUAAAAAAUUGAAGUGGCUUUGUUAACAAAGAGACUUAAAAUCAUAUGCAUACCUGGUCCUCAAUGCUGAAUCAAACUGGUUCACCUAAGCAUAGUAUUCUCCUUUCUGUAUUUCUGCUGCACUAAUUGCCAGGGGCGGGAGAGAAGGAAGAAUUAACUCCUAUUAGAGGUGGGUGGGUGGCAGGUGCAGCAACUAGGAACACAACGUUGAUUUCGCAUCGCUUAUGAUUUUGCUGUCCCUUCUUGGCAAAGGACAUCACCUCGUAGGGAAAUCUCAGCUCCCAGAGUAAAACAACAACAACAACAAAAACUUACAUAUAUUUUUAAACUGCUAUUACUGAGAAGUUUUGAUUACCAAAUGCAUCUUGUAUGGUUUAUACUGUAGUGGUGUGUGUAAGACAUUUAGAAGUUUGUUUGUGGAAGUUGUCUACAGAGAGAGAGUUUGAAUAGGCUUCUCGAAUCCCAUGUGAAUGGAGAACCACGUAUGACUGUACGCGAAGUGCAAUAAACCGACUGGAAAAAGUGCGUGUGCUUCAUCCUCAAACCAACCGCAGCUGAAAACGCUGUCCACGCCCCUUCCAACACGUAAACAUCACGACAGAGAAGGCACAUUUUCAUUUGUAAUUGUUGUCGCUUUUACCACUAUUUGAAAAAAAAAAGAAA